Molecule: messenger RNA, 1380 nt
Organism: Penicillium antarcticum
Lineage: Eukaryota; Fungi; Ascomycota; Eurotiomycetes; Eurotiales; Aspergillaceae
Product: DUF1776 domain-containing protein
Exons: 4
Coding region: 1-1380 (459 amino acids)
Source: RefSeq, a predicted model, not a curated record
AUGACGAGCGACGAUCAGUUCUUCUUUGACUACCUCUCGUCUAUACCCCAUGACGUAAGGCGAUACUCACUCGAAGUUGCCGACUCGAUCGACCGACAAGUUGACCAUGCCGCGAGCUUGAUCAAAGAUGCUAUCGCCCAACAAGCAUGGCUUCCUCCCGCUGUUCGUCCAUCGCGCCCUUCCCAACACAUGCGCACCCCGCAAGGCCUGACGGACCGGGUGCAAAACUGGGUCUUGAGGAAUCGCGCAUGGACAGCGGCCAUCCUUGCAUUCGUCGGCACUGGCGUUGUUAUGUACUAUGGUGGCAACAAGCUUCACGGGAAGCGGAGAAAGGCCAAGAGAGCUGGUAACGGUGGUAGAAAAGAGAUUGUUGUCGUUGCUGGAUCGCCGCAUGAGCCGAUGACUAGAGCUAUCGCCAUGGAUAUGGAACGCCGUGGAUACAUUGUAUAUGUGACAGUUUCUUCCGCGGAAGAAGAAUACAUUGUUCAAUCUGAAAACCGUGUUGAUAUCAAGCCUUUGUGGUUGGAUUUGACGACUUCAUCUCCUUUGCCAUCCGAGGUCCAUCCCUCGUUGAACGGUCUCCGUUCCUUGAUCACCCAGCCCCAGUCGCCUACUGCUGGAGUGCCUCCUCACACCUGCCAGCUAAGCGGCCUGAUCAUUGUGCCCUCAACCAACUAUAGUGCAGGCCCCAUCGCAACAAUCCCACCGUCAUCCUGGGCCGACACAGUCAACACCCGCAUCCUCUCCCCCAUCCUCACAGUGCAGGCUUUCCUCCCUCUCCUCACCCUCCGCAGCAACAGCAAGACUGUUGUUUUCGCCUACCCCUCUAUCUCAUCCUCGCUCUCGGCACCCUUUGCCGGACCUGAAGUAGCCACAAGCCGAGCAAUGUCAGGCUUCGCAGCUUCACUGCGUCAGGAACUCAGUCUCCUCGAGCAGGGCAACGUCGACGUCGUCGAACUGCGCCUCGGAAAUAUCGAUUUGGGCCCUACAUACCGACACGGUCAGAGCCAGGUCGCAGGCACAGAAGUCCUCGCUUGGAGCACACAACAGCGAGCCCUCUACGGCUCGCAGUACCUAUCCAGCGUGGAACAACGACCCGUUGCAUCAGCCGGUCCCAGUGCUAUCCGCGGCUCUCCCGCACGAAACCUCCACUACGCCCUUCUAGAUGCCCUAGAACCCAGAACCCGGGGAAUCUUUGGUCAGAAGACCUCCAAGAAAACCGUCAUGUACGUGGGACGUGGAGCGCGGUCGUACAGCCUGAUCGGUAACUGGGUUCCCAGCGGCCUUGUGGCCUUGAUGAUGGGGUACCGCAGCGGCAGCCCAAUGGGAUCACACAGCCCGAGCGGCAGCAGCAGUGAAACCAGCUGGGAAAGAGUUUAA